This is a messenger RNA of Cylicocyclus nassatus, 369 nucleotides long. Lineage: Eukaryota; Metazoa; Nematoda; Chromadorea; Rhabditida; Strongylidae. The record is from the annotation of a GenBank genome assembly.
AUGAAGAGCGAGGACAAGAUUCACAAACUUCUUCGGGAGGGAAAGCCACGGAAGUCGAAAGCCCCCGGGUCGGGGCCGGGGGUCGAGUAUCGCAUCUGGAGGAAACGGAUCUCCCCCCUGCCAAAAGAAGGUGUUCUCCUCCUCCAGCCGUGCACCCAGGCCGCAGCCUCUGAAGCCGAAUACCUCUUCUUCUCAGCCAGCCACUAUCAAGCGUGUACCUCUUUUCAGCAAGCCACUAUCGAGAGCUCACCCGGGACCGACAACGAUAUCGACCGUAUUGUUAAAGCUGUUACGGCCGCGCUGAGGAAGGAGAAGUCGGGCAAAGAGAAUGCUGUAUCAUUGUUGGAUGAUAUUUUUGACGUUGAAUAA